CACUCCCUCCGCUUCUUCUGUUCUACAGCCCCUCCUUGCGCUAUUCCGACUCGUUGAAGGAACAGAUUCUAUUCCAGUCGCAAAAUGGCCUCAAUUGCUUGCUCGCUGCGCGCUGUCCGGCCUGUGGCUAUGCGCUUUGCGCCGAGGGCUGCUCCGGUGGUGCGGAUGGCCUCUUGGAGGAGCUUCUCUAGCUCUCGCAUGAGCCUCGCCCGCAAGUACACCAAGGACCACGAAUGGAUCGACCUCUCGGCGGACCGCAAGACGGGCGUCAUUGGCAUCUCCGAGUACGCGGCCGAGCAGCUGGGCGACGUCGUCUACGUGGAGCUGCCCCCCGCGAGCGGCGAGUGGACGGAGCAGGGCGACUCCAUCGGCGCCGUCGAGUCGGUCAAGAGCGCGAGCGACAUCAACGCGCCCGUGCGGUGCAAGGUGACGCACACCAACGCGCUGCUGGAGGAGAAGCCGGCGACGAUCAACCAGGUGCCCGAGGACGACAGCGCGGGCGGCGGCUGGAUCGUCAAGGUCGAGGUUGAUGAGGAGGGCGCGAAGCAGUUUGAUGACUUGAUGGAUGCGGCUGCGUACAAGGAGUUUAUUGCUGAGUAAAUCUCCAUGGCAAUUUUGGCAAAUGGUCAAAGUAUGCGACGGGCGGCGGACGACCUGGGAGGUGAUGACGGGGGAGAGAAGAAGAGAGGAUUCGCGGUGAGCGGGUAAAAGAUUAGACGAAGUCUUAUGGUUUCAACGAUGGAUUUGAUAUGUGGGGAGGAGGUUGGAAUUGAUCAUGAAAACCGACAAGACAGGACAUUUUCCUUCUUCGUUGAGGGGCGCCUUGCAUGGCGUGGAAGCAGUUCAACCUGACACAGAGGACGAGUGCGAAAUGGAUCUCUUAUGGCCGCCGG
This is a messenger RNA of Trichoderma reesei QM6a, 893 nucleotides long. RefSeq lists its product as uncharacterized. Gene Ontology annotation, cellular component: mitochondrion; glycine cleavage complex; cytoplasm. Bases 85 to 600 code for a protein of 171 amino acids. NCBI's taxonomy places the organism in Eukaryota, Fungi, Ascomycota, Sordariomycetes, Hypocreales, Hypocreaceae. Gene Ontology annotation, biological process: glycine decarboxylation via glycine cleavage system; protein lipoylation. The transcript is spliced from 2 exons. The record is from RefSeq and is a predicted model, not a curated record.